Hepatospora eriocheir is the source of this 519-nucleotide messenger RNA. NCBI's taxonomy places the organism in Eukaryota, Fungi, Microsporidia, Hepatosporidae. The record is from the annotation of a GenBank genome assembly.
AUGGAAAAUUUGUUUAACCCGUCUGGUAAGUGUGUGAUUGUAUUUGAUUUAAAUAACACUUUAAUUGAGAAGAUACAUGAAAAGAAUUAUAAAUCGGAAAUGGAUUAUCCCGACAAAGUACUUUAUUUUCAUGUUAAGCCAAAACCAUACUUAAAUCUAAUAAAGACUUUUUUAGAUAAGAAAAGGGUUAUACCAGUACUAUGGAGUACUGUUAUGCCUCGAAAUAUUGGUGCGUAUGUUAAAUAUUUAAAAACUACUCAUGGAAUAGAAUUUGAUCUUGUAAUGGAUAGUGACUACUGCUCAGAGGGUGAAUUAGUUGAAACUUUAAAGGUGACUAAAUAUAAAAAAGAUCUUAAUUUAGUAGCUCAACAACUUGGAGUUGAUGUUAAUGAUAUUUUAUUAGUUGACGAUAACAAAGAAAAAAGAGUAGGAAAUCAAAACUUUUAUCAUGUUACUGAAGAUAAAGGUUUGUUAGGCGUAUUAACUGAGAUAGAAAAUUUUAUUGCAAAGAGACGUUAA